CCUCAAGCUCUUAACAUGGUGUUUGGUCCACAGUAAGCCCUUAAUAUAUGCUUAUUGUUAUAUUGAUAAUGAUCAAUCAUCUUAUUAUUUUCUCUUCCUAGUGAGCCACAGGGGCAAAACUUGGUUCUCUGUACAAGAGGAACAAGUGAACAUAAGAGAAACACCAAGGAGGAAGAGUCCUUCUCUCGCAGUCAGCAUGUACAAGCUAAUAUUCUGCUGCUUAUUUUUUGCCGGCUUCUUAAGUCCCUUCUUGUCUUUUCCCAUCAUCGAUUCCAGUGAAGUGGCAAAUCGGCUCUCAGCAGAUGAUGAAAAGCUAACCUUGGAAAACCUGGACAGACCUUCCUUCUUGCAAAUGCUGCCAGAAAUCUUCAAUGCAGAAGCAGAUAAAGAUUCCAGGAAAGCUGAUCUUAGUGCUGACAUUUUUGAUCCAAGAGAAAAUGCCAGAAAGGAUCAGCGCUCUAUUGAUCACUUAACUGGACCCGAAUUGAGCUGUAUCAGCUGAUAUAGGAGCCAUGAUGGGACAGGCUUGUGAAGCAAGGCUGAAGAAGAAGUAGAAGAGCAGAUUUUUGGGCUUUAUCCAAGAGGGGAAACUCUUAAAAAAUCUUCUAAAACCAGGGACACGGUGGGAAAUUAAGUCUAGCCCCUGGAAAAGAGCCUAUAAACACAUGCUUAUAUCAUCUACAUUUCUAGAAAGAAGGAGAAAAAGUCAAGACAAUGGAUCCUGAAAUGAACUAAGGGAUGAUGGAGUAACUUCUGAGUAAGAGUAGGCUUGAGAUUAGUAAUGUCUGGUUAGAAAAAAAAUUGGGAAUGAGAUAUGAUUGAGGUCUAUGAAUUCGUGAAGAGCCUAGAUAUUGGGUAUUGGAAUGAGAUAGGUAAGUUUAGGACAAAUAAAAGAAAGAAGGAUUUUAUACAAUGGGUGGAAAUGCAAGAAACUUGUUACCCUUAGUCACUCAGUAUUUGUGCGAUCCUGAUCUGUUUGCCUCAGUUUCCUCAUCCAUAAAGUUGGUAUAAUUGUAGCUAUUACACAGCUUAUAAUAUAUAGGGAUGUUAUAUAUCAGAACUAUUGAGCUGUAUGAGAUAAUAGUUAUAAAAAUGCUUAGUAAGCUUCUGGCACAUAGUAACUUGACAUAUAAAUGUUAGAUCUUCUACUUGUUAUUACCUUGACACGUUAUACAUAUAGAUUAAAAUAGAAAUUGGUUUAAGAAGAAUUAAAUCAUAGCAAUCCACAUUUAACAGCCACAUUAAAGAGAUUAGCUGCAUCUCUAAGCUUUUGCAGCUGACAUCAGGUGGGCAAAUACGUGAUGCUCCCUGCCCCCUCCACUCCUUCAAACAACCUUUGGAGACAUUAAUUUGAUCCAGUUUGAUUCAAUUCAAUGGAUUUCAUUCUUUCCAAAGGGAAUCCUAGUCAUAAAGACAGCGCCUAGAUGAGGUAGAUGGUCCCUUUGAGGACAACAUAUGCAGCAGAGAGAAAGGGAAUUUCAAAAUUUUUUAAAAAUAAAUUUACCAUAUGCCAUUCUGGGACAUUUUGUUCUCCAGGUCAUUAGGAGUGAUUCAUUAUACUAUACACUAUAAAGUUUGCA
Sarcophilus harrisii (Tasmanian devil) is the source of this 1580-nucleotide messenger RNA. RefSeq names its product urotensin 2 (gene UTS2). Gene Ontology annotation, molecular function: hormone activity. The transcript is spliced from 5 exons. The coding region runs from base 197 to 502 and encodes 101 amino acids. Gene Ontology annotation, cellular component: extracellular region. Gene Ontology annotation, biological process: blood vessel diameter maintenance; regulation of blood pressure. The record is from RefSeq and is a predicted model, not a curated record. Lineage: Eukaryota; Metazoa; Chordata; Mammalia; Dasyuromorphia; Dasyuridae.